UUGCAGAUGUAGGAAGCGACAGAGGUGCUUCUCUUUAUGUCCCUAGCCGCUUGGGUGGUAAUGAUUCCUUAUCUGUUUCCAUCACCCUUCUUUUCCCUCAGACGCCUUCCCCAAUUAAUAUCGAUUACCUGGCAACCUACCUUCCUAUGUUCACUCAAGUCUUUGGAGAUUUCGGUGACAAUCUUUCGUUUACCAAAGUCAGCAUCGAGGGGGCAUCUAUGGGUAUUACUUGCGAUUUUAUGCAAGCACCAAAGAUAAUCGUGAAAAAUACCCUUGCAUCUAUAACUGGCACGUUCAAUGCUUCGGAGCGCCUAAUGCUUGACAAUGUUGGAGGUCCUAUCUAUGCAAAUAUAACACUGGUACAAGAUAAAGAUCGACAUCAACCUACAUUUCUCUCUUUGGAUACGGGGAACAGUGUUAUACUUCUGGCACCAGAUCGAUAUAACGACCCUUUAAAUUUCAUCGGCAGUGUCAAAAAUUUCAAUGGCCCGCUCACGCUGACUGUUUCCCACGACCCAACCACCCCCCCGGUAUCACUAGACCUCCAUGUACAGAAUGCUCAGGCGGAAUCGAAUGUCACCCUCGACUCCAAGUACAUAGGUUUGUUCGAUGUACAAACCAAGCUUGCUUCCGUUGCUGUAAAGGAAAGCCAGAUAGAUCCUUCCUGGGAUCCUUUAGGCGAAAAUCGGUACAGGCAGUGUGUGUACGACCAAUCUAGCUUCAAUAGAGUCCGGGGAUGGAUAGGAUGGGGCCAAAGACCCACCGGCUGGAAGCCGAGAGAAGGUCGAGUCGAGGUUGUGUCGUCAUUGAGUCCCAUACACUUGCACCUCUCAGGUCCAUCUGAUGGGGCAUCAUGACAAGGGGUUAUGUGUAAUAACAGGCAUCCGCAUAUAUUCCACUUGUAUUUUAUCUCUGGCAAUCUACUACAUAUAAUAGCAGUACAUAUACUUUUGGACAAAGUUUACCUUUGAUACAUACUCCGAGAUCCAAAAAAGCAACCGACCUCAGCAGUGAGGGCAAUCGCCGGCGUAUCACAUUCUUACCUGCCGGAUGCGACGG
Molecule: messenger RNA, 1059 nt
Organism: Guyanagaster necrorhizus
Lineage: Eukaryota; Fungi; Basidiomycota; Agaricomycetes; Agaricales; Physalacriaceae
Exons: 5
Coding region: 147-857 (236 amino acids)
Source: RefSeq, a predicted model, not a curated record